Lytechinus variegatus (green sea urchin) is the source of this 5035-nucleotide messenger RNA. RefSeq names its product ubiquitin carboxyl-terminal hydrolase 36-like. The record is from RefSeq and is a predicted model, not a curated record. Gene Ontology annotation, cellular component: nucleus; cytosol. NCBI's taxonomy places the organism in Eukaryota, Metazoa, Echinodermata, Echinoidea, Temnopleuroida, Toxopneustidae. Gene Ontology annotation, biological process: protein deubiquitination; regulation of apoptotic process. The transcript has 17 exons. The coding region runs from base 115 to 4023 and encodes 1302 amino acids. Gene Ontology annotation, molecular function: cysteine-type deubiquitinase activity; cysteine-type endopeptidase activity.
AAUGUAAAUUCAAGUUAUUCUAGAUUCAUGGCUUCCGCGAAGGAUGUGAUACGGUUGAAUAUGUGGGACUGAUUGUGAAUAAACCCUGUGUAUCAUUGACUAUUUUGGGUUAGAAUGACGAUAGACGACACUCUGCGGCGAGACCUUUUCAAGUCUAAGGCCAAGUCGGGUGAUCGAGAAAGGAGUGGGACAAAGGCUUAUGACAUUGAUUUGGACAAACACCUGGUGUCCUCUUCAAAACAGGUACUCUUGAAGAAUGUAGAUUUCCAGCCAGCACAGAAAGACAUUUCAUUUCGUCUCCAGAAUCUACGGGGGAAAUAUGUCCCAUUGAAUCCAGCAAAGUCUAACUCACAGAGUGAAGGCUCUAAGAAGUCUCAAGGAUAUUCACACAAAGGCAAGAUGAGCCUUCAGGAAGAGAGCCCCAACAGGUCUGAUGGCAUACCGCCUCCGAAACAGGUGCUUUGCCGUCCGGAUCGGGUGCGAUUGGACUGGCAGAAGUGCUACCGGGUCGGCAGUGGGCUCAUUAACAUGGGCAAUACUUGCUUUCUCAACUCUACUCUGCAGUGUCUAACCUAUACAGCACCUCUAGCCAACUACCUGCUUAGCCAUCAACACAAGCAGGAGUGUCGAGCAUAUGGCUUCUGCAUCUUAUGUGAUCUGUACACCCAUAUCCAACGUGCCUUUCAGCAUCCAAACCAAGCUAUUAGACCAAUGAACAUGAUCCAUAAGCUCAAAAGUAUAGCCAAGCACAUGCAUAUAGGAAGGCAAGAAGAUGCACACGAGUUCUUACGUUAUGUUAUAGAAGCCAUGCAGAAGUCCUGUCUGAGUGGUUAUGAUAAGUUGGAUAGGUAUAGUAAAGAAACCAGUCCAGUUCAUCAGAUAUUCGGAGGCUACUACCGAAGCAGAGUGACGUGUGCAGCGUGUCAGUGUAAAUCAGACACCUUUGAUCCCUUCUUAGACAUUAGUCUGGAUAUCAAGCAUGCUCCAUCUGUUCCCAAAGCCUUGAUGAGACUCAUACAACCUGAAAUCCUAGAUGGUGACAAUGCCUAUCAAUGCAAAAGGUGUAACAGGAAAGUACCAGCACAGAAGAGGUUCACGAUACAUCGAUGCCCCAAUAUACUCACGCUUUGCCUCAAGAGGUUUGAAUUCAACCGUUUCAGCAUGGGUAAGAUCAACAAGGAAGUCAGCUUCUCAGAAUACCUCAACCUGCGUCCAUACAUGAGCGAAAAUAAAGGUCCUACUGUUGGGUUUCAGCUCUAUGCUGUCCUCAAGCACGAAGGUGGCUCCUGUAACUCUGGUCAUUACUACUGCUACGUACGCGCCCCCAACCAGUCAUGGUACUGUAUGAACGACUCCUAUGUCAGUCAGUGCAGUCUGAACAGGGUUCUCAACCAGAAUGCCUAUGUUCUCUUCUACAUCAAGAAACCAUCCAAACCCAGUGUCAAUGGGAACAACCAGGUGCAGUCACAGCAGACCAACAAACAAAUGCCAAAGACAGCCACCUCUCCGAGUAUCAUCCAAAAGGCUUCAAACCCCCAUCAAGGCUCCAUUGGCACACCCAUCGCCAGGCCCAAGCCUACUCCUCCCAGGCCGACUACGCCAACGACGCACGCACCACUCACACCGAAGCCAAAGAUCAUCAGGGAACCAGAGAAGAAGCCGCAGACGUUCACCCCUACAGCCAAGCACAACUUGCCUCAGACAAUCGCUCCACCUGGAAAGAGAGACAAGUUAUCCUUUGUGAUCAAAAGCAAAGGUGUCGCAAGUACUCUUCAGAGUUUGAAGCAUGGACAGGGUAGCGUUGGUGGGGAGAUAAAAAGCAACGUUCCUCAGGACAAAGGUGUUGUUUCAGGUGUUCAUCGGAGUGAUUCAUCAAGUGUGUCUGGGAAAUCACCAUUGAGGGUGAAGAAUAAUGGAGAUGCCCAAACAAAGAAACUAAAACCUCCUGGAACAAUGAAGAAAAAAGAAGAAGAGAAAUCGUCAGAGUCAACGAAGAAGGUAGUGACUGUGCCAAAGGUCAACAAACACUCAUCUCUAGUGCCAUAUGACAAUGACGAUGACUCCAGUUCAUCCAGUGACUCUGAUACAAACUAUGAUGCUGUUGUAGAGCGUCUGAGCAAGGGAACAGUAAAGGAUAUUGGUGCCUCAUCUAGUAACAGUAGUAAAGACAUCAAAGGGGAUUCAGAGAUGAAACCCCCUGAUGCAGCUGCAUUAGAAAGAGAUAAGAGGUCUGCUCUUGCAAACAGUACAAACUUGACUGCCAUUCGUAAGACAGACUCGCCCCUCAAAUUGACUAUCACCACCAAUGGUAAUGCACAGCGGAUCAUGAGCACAACACCAUGGAGGGUGACAGAUGGUGAUCAACAGGUGUCACCAUCGGUCACAUCGGAUAGCAGCAAUCAUAGCAAUCAAUCCUCAAAUUCAACCAGUGAGUGGGCGGUCAAUGAUAAAAAGGAUAAGCCAAAAGUUGAAGAAACAAUUAAGAAAGAGGCCUCUCAUGUUGGCUGGAGUGUGAAGCCUUCCCCCUCUCGCAAUGGUUUGAGUAAAGUCAGACCCGACAAUGGGGAAGACAGAAGGACAAGCUCACCCACAAAGACACCAUGCAAGAUAAAGAAAGAAGUGACUUUAGGGAAUGGUACAAAAAAUAGGACUCCAUUUUCCCCCAAGGAGGAAAAAUCAUUUGUGAGCAAGAGAGAAAAACUAGGCAUUGUUACUAAGCAGAUGAAUGGCAAACAUGCGAACCAAGAUAGGACUAAGCCGAUCGUGUCUGAAAAUGGGACAGACGUGCAAGUUGGUUCUGAUAUUACGAAGGAGAGGGAAAAACCAAAUGGGAAAUCAUUUGUCCAUCAGGAGCCUAGUAGCACAAAACAUGGGGUGGAUGCACAAAACACUAAUGAUAAAAAGAACGGCACACAUAUCAAGAAGAACAAUACUAGCUCAAGUGAUGAUAGUGAAAGUGAGCAGGAGAUCACAAAAAACAAAUCAGAGUCAGAGGUCAUGCCUAAAAAGAAAAAGAAAAAGAAGAAGAAGAAGUUUGCUAGUGAUGCAGAUCAACCAGCAACCAGUGAAUCGAAUGGAAAGAAUGAGAGCAAGGAUGCCAAUGAGAAAGGAGUCGAUGUCGGAAAGAGCGAGAAGUUACCGGAGAGUGAUGCAUUCCGGAAGUACCGUGGGGCGGGGAAGAGCGGGGAGUAUCGCAGCGAUUCGGACAGCGAUCACAGCAGCCAUGCCACUUUCAAGAGGAAGAACGGACAGCAGACCCCUGUGGGUCAGCCGCAUCAGCGCUUCCGACCCCCUCCGCAACACUUUCAAGAGAGAUUCUGCUCACCUCCGGAUAGCGAUUACGAUGAAGAUUCCCCUGUUGGACCUCACAACCAUAUACCAUGGAGGAAACGGUCGUAUCCUAGUGACCAGGGGUAUUAUGAGGACAGGCCACACCCUCCGCAGCAUGGGCAUGACCCCAGGAAUCACUGGUAUGGAGCACCUCUUGGAAACAAGAGGAAGAAGAUGAUGAAUGGCUAUGAUGAUGGAUAUGGGAAGCAGGACCAAAGGAGAUUCAGACAAGAAGGCCACUACCAAAACUGGGAUCAUCACAUCCAAGAUGGGUUUCCACGGCGACCGGGUGGAGACGGUCCUCACAAGAUGAGCCAUUCUUGGGAUGGAACAAGGAGACACCAACAAGGAGACGUGAUGGACUUCCUCAACAAGUCCUCUCAUAAAGGAUAUGGUCCAUCAGUACCAAACUGGGACGGUGGACGGAGUGCUAUCGACGAGGAGGUUGCAAGGGACCAUGCCAACAUGAAACGGAGAAAUACAUGGAAUGAAGACUAUGAUAGAGGGAAGGUGAAGAAGAUGAGAAAACCUUUUCAUCCACAAGAUCAGUUCUCUGGACAUCACAAUGCCUUUCAGCACGUACAGAAUCAUCGUAAUAAAGGCAACUUUCAUGGGCACCGCGGAGGAUUCAACCAGUUUCAUCAUAUGAAAAAAUCACAAAGCUGGCAUGCUGGCAACCGAAGAAUGAGGUGAUGACCUCAUCGUGAUCGUCCUCAGCCAUUUCUUACCUUUUGAUAUUCACCGAGCGCAUUAUCUUGUAAGUGAUGAAAUCAGCACUAAACUUUUACAUCCAGGGAAGUGAAACUCACAUGGACUGUGUGUAUGGUAAACCCGCUUCAUGCUCUGUGGAUCAUUCACUUCUCGAUGUUGCAGUCGAUGUGAACAGGAUGCAAGGUCUUCGCAUUCUGACGAGAUGGAACUACUGACAGUGCCGUUCACAUCGGGACAACAACCGCAAUUUUAAGAAAAUGUGUUGGAUGCCUACAGAGGAAGCCCAUUGACCAUGUUGUUACAGUUUCAUGUUUCUCAUAUCUCUGGAGAGAUGGAAAUUAUAACAUGAGAGUAACUGAAGUAUAUUAAAACAAUCCUCCAAAUUUAGCUGACUUUGCAGUCAUCUUUUCGUGAGAUUCUCGUUGGAGGCAUUUUUGGGACUCUGUAUCUGUCAUGAGAUUUGUUCCCAUGUGGUUGGAGGAUGGACAAAAAGCUAUGUAUAUCAAUCUGAAUGCAGAUUGAUGUAUAUGGCCUUCAACUGACACCCACUACCAGUAUUUCCCCUGAUGUCGUAAAGCCAUAGGACAUAGAAAGAUGAUGAUAAUCCACAUACCGUGGUAUAUCAUAUUGCGCCAUAUAUCUGUUACAAACAUUCAUAGGCGCAGGCUCAUCCAAUAUUGUGAAUCACUACACAUCUGCCGAAAUAAGUGAGUUUUGAGAGACGGUUUAAAGGGUUCUAUCACAUCUGACUGGAAAUAUGGUAAUUUGUACGUCGGCCUUGGUCAUGCAAGAAUUCUGCAGUAGUUCACAAUCAAAUGUCAUACACAUGGAUUGACUGUAGAGUCUGUUUUUUACCUGAACUUUGCAAAUCCCCUAAUGUAAAGCUGUAGUCUUUGGAAAAUUUGUCAUUUUUGUACACUUGUUGUAGAAGUUCUCAUCUAUUUUGUAAAGUUUUCACUUGAUUUCCUGUGAUCCUCGCGAUAGAUGACUCUGU